AUGCCGUGUCCUGUGGGCUGUGGGCUGCGAGGGAGACUGAGAGCUGGCAGCCGACCCGACUGCGCCAUGCCGUGUCCUGUGGGCUGGGGUCACCCUGAAGUCACCCUCCCCAGGCAAGGAGCCAAGAGGCCUUUGGGGGCUGCUCUGGGGUUUGGAGAGGACAGGGACGCUGUGUCCCAGCCCAGACCUGGCUGCCAGAGGUCGCCAGGCUCAGCCGUCGUGGAGCUGGCAGCAGCCACGCGGUGCUGGACAGGCACGGUGCUGCUCCCGGCCCCAGCGUCCCCUCCUCUCCCACCAGGUGGCCUGGCCGGAGGGAUCGAGAUCUGCAUCACAUUCCCCACCGAGUAUGUGAAGACGCAGCUGCAGCUGGACGAGAAGGCAAACCCUCCCCGCUACAAGGGCAUUGGGGACUGUGUGAAGCAGACUGUCCACGACCAUGGCAUCCGGGGGCUGUACCGGGGGCUCAGCUCGCUGGUGUACGGCUCCAUCCCGAAGGCCGCCGUCAGGUUUGGGAUGUUCGAGUUCCUCAGCAACCAGAUGAGAGAUGAGCAGGGACGGCUGGACAGCACGCGGGGCCUCGUCUGCGGGCUGGGCGCCGGCGUGGCCGAGGCUGUGGUGGUGGUCUGCCCCAUGGAGACCAUAAAGGUGAAGUUUAUCCAUGACCAGUGCUCCCCCAAGCCCAAAUACCGCGGCUUCUUCCACGGCGUCAGGGAGAUCGUUCGGGAACAGGGACUGAAGGGGACCUACCAGGGCUUAACCGCAACCGUCCUCAAGCAAGGAUCGAACCAGGCCAUCCGCUUCUUCGUCAUGACCUCCCUCAAGAACUGGUACAAAGGGGACAAUCCCAACAAGGUCAUCAACCCCUUCGUCACGGGGGUGUUUGGAGCCCUCGCCGGAGCUGCGAGCGUCUUUGGCAACACCCCCUUGGACGUGGUGAAGACCAGGAUGCAGGGGCUGGAAGCACACAAGUACAAGAGCACCUGGGACUGCGCCUACCAGAUCAUGAAAUACGAAGGGCCCCUGGCGUAA
Aptenodytes forsteri (emperor penguin) is the source of this 1029-nucleotide messenger RNA. RefSeq names its product solute carrier family 25 member 1 (gene SLC25A1). The coding region runs from base 1 to 1029 and encodes 342 amino acids. Lineage: Eukaryota; Metazoa; Chordata; Aves; Sphenisciformes; Spheniscidae. The record is from RefSeq and is a predicted model, not a curated record. Gene Ontology annotation, biological process: mitochondrial citrate transmembrane transport. The transcript has 8 exons.